UUAAAAUGGAAAAUGUGGAUAUAAAUGUAGUAGAUAAAAAAUUAUUUGAGGGCAAGAUUCUAAGCAGUCAAGCAAAAAUAGGUGAUAUUUCAAAAGUAUAUGAAGAUUUAAUAUUAUUAGAAGAUGGAGUUAAUAGAAACCUAAGGGCAACAAAUAGGAACAUCACACAUUUAGAAAAUAAUUUAAAGGGGAUUGAAGAUGGGGCAAAUGCAGGCUUUGAAGAGGUAGCAAAAAGAAUUGAUAUAGUAGGCGAAGAUGUUAAUAAAUUAGAUGAAAAAGUAGAAAGUAUAAGAACUGAGUUUCAGGACAGGGACAAUUUAGAGUUUGAUGAGUUAAGGAGCAGUGGAGCGGCCAAUCUUUUAAGAGCUAAUAGUCGGCCCGCAGUUAUACCACCACCACCACCACCCAAGCAUAACUCCCAAAGUGCGAGCACUAGUAAUAGUAAUACUAUAACGACAUCAUCCUUAGGGAAGAAAGCAAAUAAUAAUUUAAAUGAAAACAAAAAUAAUCAAAAUAAUGGUCAAGAAUUAAAUGUUUUGAAUGAAAUUGGGACGUCUGGUCCACAACUAAAUGUGUUUACAGGCGAAGUUGCAUCAGCUUUUGAUGAAUGGGCAAUAAGAUUUAGAGAUUAUGUUGAAGUAUUUGGUAGUACUUGGACUGAAAUGGAAAAGUUAAACAGACUUAAGUUAUAUUUAGGAGCGCAAGCAAGACAGAUUUUUGAAAAUUUAUUAGUUACUGAAAGGAACACCCUAGCAAACGCAUUAAUGAAUAUUAGAGCAAAACUUGACAGCCCGCACUUCCGAGAGCUAGCUUACAAAAGAUUAGCAGCGUGUUACCAACGGGAAGGGGAGUCAGUGAGUGAAUUCAUUAAAAGAUUAGUACCACUUGUUAAUACAACUUCAUCGCAUGCACCAAAUGAUACCUGAAUUUCAAAGGUCAUUGCAAUUAGUUGGGCCACUGAUUGGAAGGAAAGAUUUUGAUAAAUUAACAGCAUACGUGCAAGAAUUAGAAGUCGCUAGUGAAAGGGAAGGUCGAGCGGAUAUAGGCAUACAUGCCAUAGCUGAUCAAGCGCAACCCAGUCAAAUUCCCCGUGGACGGUUCACAACCUGGAAGCCAAUAAACCCAAACAAUACCCCAUUAGGACAAAGGGUGAAUUAUAACAAUG
This is a messenger RNA of Meloidogyne enterolobii, 1165 nucleotides long. The record is from the annotation of a GenBank genome assembly. NCBI's taxonomy places the organism in Eukaryota, Metazoa, Nematoda, Chromadorea, Rhabditida, Meloidogynidae.